Messenger RNA from Pararge aegeria (speckled wood butterfly), 1527 nucleotides. RefSeq names its product calcium and integrin-binding protein 1-like. NCBI's taxonomy places the organism in Eukaryota, Metazoa, Arthropoda, Insecta, Lepidoptera, Nymphalidae. The record is from RefSeq and is a predicted model, not a curated record. The transcript has 5 exons. Gene Ontology annotation, molecular function: calcium ion binding. Bases 115 to 672 code for a protein of 185 amino acids.
UACCAGAAACUCGAUUCGAGUCUAUUGUUUACAUUACUAAAUACCUGGAUAUUUGGACAAAAAUAAUUAUUAAUUAGCAAAAUAAGUAAAAAACUACCGUGCUUUUAAUCUAAUAUGGGCCAGGGCAAAAGCCAGUUCACGGAGGAAGAACUACAGGACUACGAGGAUCUAACAUAUUUUACUAAAAAGGAAGUACUCUAUGCCCAUCAAAAGUUCAAAGCCCUGGCCCCGGAAAAGGUAGGCCACAACAAAAAUGCCAAGCUGCCAAUGGCCAAAGUCCUCCAAUACCCUGAACUCCGAGUGAAUCCAUUCAGAGACAGGAUAUGCAAAGUUUUCAGCUCCAGUAAUGAUGGGGACUGUACAUUUGAAGAUUUCCUGGAUAUGAUGUCAGUUUUCAGUGAAAAUGCUCCCAAGGCUGUAAAAGCUGAACAUGCAUUCAGGAUUUUUGAUUUUGAUGGUGAUGACAUGAUAGGUGUAUCAGAUCUGCGUGAGGUGAUUGAGCGCCUGUGCGGUUCAGAACUCAAGCUUAGUGACUCUGAAAUACAGCAGCUAGUACAGAGUGUUCUAGAGGAAGCAGACCUUGAUGAUGAUGGGGCCCUGUCCUUUGCCGAGUUUGAACACAUUAUUGACAAGAGCUCAGAUUUUUGCCACUCCUUCAGAAUAAGACUGUAAAGAAUAUAAGAGCUAAUACUCCUGUUUGUUGUAAGUGAGCAAAUUAAUGCUGGAAUGUUUAAUUGUGAUAAUAUAUUGCAAGUUGAUGGACGGAGCCAUACUAGCCAAACUAAGUGUUAUAAAGACACUGAAUUAGUGUUAUAAAGACACUGAAUUAAGAAGCUUGAAAAAUUAAGAACUAACUUACUGAAACCCACUAAAUCCAAAAAAAAAUCUUUUCGUAACCACAUAUUGAACAUGUUUUCUCUGUUCUUGAGAUGAAUAUCACUGCCAUUAGUCUAAAGAACCAGUUCUAGUAAUAAAAGAUUCAUCAUCAUCCUCAUUUCAACCAAUCUCUCUGUAGGUAGGUCUUUUGGAUGGAUGUGGAUGGAUUGUGGAUGGAUGAUUAAUUUCCCUUAAUGUUGUCUGCCCACUCAGUGGGUCUACCAACAAGGUAUUUUCCAGUAUGGGGUCUAAAAGAAUAGUAACAUAUAUAAGAGAAGGUAGAAGAUAUAAAAGAAAGAACAGAAUUGGUACUAUCUUAUAUUUUAAGAGUAUCUCAGCCAGUUGCUCACCUAGGACAAAUCUAAGUUAAGUCUAUAUUCAAAUCUCAAACGCAUCUCACUUUUAAGACUUGAUGUUUUAUUAUAAAAAUGUUCAUAUGAACACUAAAGUGUAGUGUCUUCCUUAGUUAAUUUUUGUUUAGUCAAAUCUAUGAAUGUUUAUCCUCUCAAUAUAUUGUGUUGUGAUGUAUUUGAAUUUUAUAAAAAUCUUUACUUAUUUUGUUUGUCAUGUAUUAUAAAUUGUAUUGUACUCAAUGAACUGCCAAAUAUUUGAUAAGAUUAUAUUGUUUAGUGAAAGCUUAGUUUUAAUGAA